Carlito syrichta (Philippine tarsier) is the source of this 1702-nucleotide messenger RNA. RefSeq names its product protein kinase AMP-activated non-catalytic subunit gamma 1 (gene PRKAG1). NCBI's taxonomy places the organism in Eukaryota, Metazoa, Chordata, Mammalia, Primates, Tarsiidae. The record is from RefSeq and is a predicted model, not a curated record. Bases 98 to 1093 code for a protein of 331 amino acids. The transcript has 12 exons.
GUGACGUGAGCGGAAGUGGCGUCGCGGCACCGGAUGUGGGUGGGUCUGCCCCAAGCGAGCUUCCUAAAGCAAGCGAACCAAGCUGGCGCCUUUUGCGAUGGAGACGGUCACUUCUUCAGAUAGCUCCCUAGCUCUGGAAAAUGAUCAUCCUCAAGAGACCCCAGAAUCCAACAAUAGCGUGUAUACUUCCUUCAUGAAGUCCCAUCGCUGCUAUGACCUGAUUCCUACAAGCUCCAAAUUGGUUGUAUUUGAUACUUCCUUGCAGGUGAAGAAAGCUUUCUUUGCUUUGGUGACCAAUGGUGUACGAGCUGCCCCUUUGUGGGAUAGUAAGAAGCAAAGUUUUGUGGGCAUGCUGACCAUCACUGAUUUCAUCAAUAUCCUACACCGCUACUAUAAAUCAGCCUUGGUACAGAUCUAUGAGCUAGAAGAACACAAGAUAGAAACUUGGAGAGAGGUAUACCUACAGGACUCCUUUAAGCCACUUGUCUGCAUUUCUCCUAAUGCCAGCUUGUUUGAUGCUGUCUCUUCAUUAAUUCGAAACAAGAUUCACAGGCUGCCAGUAAUUGACCCAGAAUCAGGCAACACCUUGUACAUCCUCACCCACAAGCGCAUCUUGAAGUUCCUCAAGUUGUUUAUCACUGAGUUCCCCAAGCCAGAUUUCAUGUCUAAGUCUCUGGAAGAGCUACAGAUUGGCACCUAUGCCAAUAUUGCUAUGGUCCGCACUACCACCCCUGUCUACGUGGCUUUGGGCAUCUUUGUACAGCAUCGAGUCUCUGCCCUGCCAGUGGUGGAUGAGAAAGGGCGUGUGGUGGACAUCUACUCCAAGUUUGAUGUUAUCAAUCUGGCAGCAGAAAAGACCUACAACAACCUAGAUGUAUCUGUGACUAAAGCCCUGCAACAUCGAUCACACUACUUUGAGGGUGUUCUCAAGUGCUACCUGCAUGAGACUCUGGAGACCAUCAUCAACAGGCUAGUGGAAGCAGAGGUUCACCGACUUGUAGUGGUGGAUGAGAAUGAUGUGGUCAAGGGAAUUGUGUCACUGUCUGACAUCCUGCAGGCCCUGGUGCUCACAGGUGGAGAGAAGCAGCCCUGAGCUGGAGAAAGGGGCCAGACAGCAGUAGGGAAUGUGCUCCACUCACUGCCUGCUGAAGCUCUGGGGAAUCAGAUGAAACUUAGGAGAAUUAUGACUCUGUUCCCUGCUCAGGAGCCCCUUGACCCUUAUAUCUGGGAACUAGAGGAGGCAUGGGGGAGGAAGGAGAAUGGAUUUAUAGCUGCACUUACCCUCACACAUACACUUGAAAAUUCAGCUUAGCCAAUCCUAGCUCCUGUCCUCUUGGAUAUAGCCCCCUUUCUGGGUGAACUAGGGGUGUGCCACUCAGGCGGAUUCUGAUCUCCAAGGAGCCCAGACCUCAGCCUGCCUUUGCCUCCAUCUCUGCCCUGGCUCUGCCCUAAGAUAAUAGCACAACAAGAGAUUCAUAAAGAUCUUUUUAUUCAGCCUGUUUCAUGCUAUAUGGAGGAGGCCAAGUCCAUUUAGUGACAUUUCUUCCUACGAUGUAAGUGGGGAAGGUUGUGGACUUUGGCUUCCUGUGCUGUGUGUAUGUGAAGGGAGAUGGGGGUUAGGUGGAGGAGGAGGGCAGUGGUUAGCUAAGAUUAUUGUUUUUCAUAGCAAACCUAAUUAAAUGACAAGAAUCUCUUUGUGGUA